Molecule: messenger RNA, 692 nt
Organism: Zea mays
Lineage: Eukaryota; Viridiplantae; Streptophyta; Magnoliopsida; Poales; Poaceae
Source: RefSeq, marked predicted
AGUGAUCGCUCACUGAACCAGUUGGAAGAAGAAAGGGUAGCACGAGAAACCCGGAAUGCUGCUGCCGCUGCAGGUAGCGGUCGUGGUCACCAUGCUCGCGUCCCCGGCGGGGGUGCUGGGCAUCGCCACCGACGAGGACUGCAGGUGCUUCAUGUGCGUCUGCGACCUGGACCCGUAUCCGCCCCCGCCGGAGGCGCCGACCCACCACUCACCGCCGGCGCAGCCGCAGCCGCAGCCGGUCCCCUCGCCGCCCCCGCCCCCGCCCCCGCCGCCGGCGCCGGCGCUCCCCGCGUACUACCCGCCGCAGCCGUACGGGUACCCGUGGCCGACCACGUACGGGCCACCGGCGGGGGAGAUGUACCCGCGGGACGACAGGAGGAGGGAGUCCAAGUCCGGUGCGCCCCCGCGGCACGGCGGCUGCGGGCGCGCCAGCUUGGCCCUCGCCAGCACCAGCUUGGCUCUGCUGCUGUGGCUUGAGUGAUUGUUUUAGUCGCGCCGUGUCGUUCGGUUCGAUUAAUGCCUACGUAAAUCGAGUAUAUGUAUGGCGACCAAACUUUCGUGUUGGGGUAAUAAUGGGGUUGCAUUGCAUGUUGUCGCUGGCUGUCAGUGUACUAAAUUUAUGAGAUAGAGCUGCUGCUAAAAAAACCAGCAGACGAGCAGCUCCUUUUUUGUUUAAAUUUUUCGGUUACUGA